UCCCGUCGGCGGCGCGGCGGCAGCUGCCGGCCGCCGUAGCCCCUGCGAGGGGAGCCCGUGGCCGGGCUGGGAGGAAGAGAAAGGCGGCGAGAGUCGGGUUACAAGAUGGCGGCGGCGCUGCGGUAGCUGCUGAGGCGGCGGAGCCGCGCCAGCGAGGGCCCGAGCCGGGGCGCGGCGUCGCUCUCUCGCCGUCGGGGAGCCAUGAAAAGCGGCGCGUUAAAGGCCCCGCGGUGCCCCUGAGCGGCCCGGCGGCCCCGCUUCCUCCCCCCGGCCCUCGUUCCGUUGCCCGCCCCCCCCCCCCCCCCGGAGGCGGAGCGGGCCCGGGGCCGGCGCGGAGGCCCGAGGCCGGGGCUGCACCAUGUCGGACACCCGUCGGCGGGUGAAGGUCUACACCCUCAACGAGGAUCGGCAAUGGGACGACAGGGGCACCGGGCACGUCUCCUCCACCUACGUGGAGCGGCUGAAGGGGAUGUCGCUGCUGGUGCGCGCCGAGUCGGACGGUUCACUACUGUUAGAAUCGAAGAUAAAUCCAAAUACUGCGUAUCAAAAACAGCAGGACACCCUGAUUGUUUGGUCAGAAGCAGAAAACUAUGAUUUAGCACUGAGUUUUCAAGAAAAAGCUGGCUGUGAUGAAAUUUGGGAAAAAAUCUGCCAGGUUCAAGGUAAGGAUCCUUCAGUGGAAGUCACACAGGACCUUAUUGAGUCAGAAGAGGAACACAUAGAAGAAAUGCCUGAAACUAGUCCUUUGAUCGACCUUCCUACUUGUGAACUCAACAAACUUGAAGAGAUUGCUGACCUAGUUACCUCUGUUCUCUCCUCACCCAUCCGUAGAGAAAAGUUAGCACUGGCCUUGGAGAAUGAAGGCUAUAUUAAAAAACUGUUACAGCUUUUCCAAGUCUGCGAGAAUUUAGAGAACACCGAAGGCUUACAUCAUUUGUAUGAAAUUAUUAGAGGAAUUUUGUUCCUCAACAAAGCAACUCUGUUUGAGGUGAUGUUUUCUGAUGAGUGUAUUAUGGAUGUUGUUGGAUGCCUUGAGUAUGAUCCUUCUUUGGCUCAGCCAAAACGGCACAGGGAGUUCUUGACCAAAACAGCAAAAUUUAAGGAGGUUAUUCCUAUAACAGACUCUGAACUCAGGCAAAAAAUCCACCAGACUUACAGGGUACAGUAUAUUCAGGACAUCAUCUUGCCGACACCAUCUGUUUUUGAAGAGAAUUUUCUUUCUACCCUCACUUCCUUUAUUUUCUUCAACAAAGUUGAGAUUGUCAGUAUGUUGCAGGAAGAUGAGAAAUUUUUGUCUGAAGUUUUUGCACAAUUAACAGAUGAAGCUACAGAUGAUGACAAACGCUGUGAACUGGUUAACUUUUUCAAGGAAUUCUGUGCAUUUUCUCAGACGUUACAACCUCAGAACAGAGAUGCAUUUUUCAAAACUUUGGCAAAGUUGGGAAUUCUUCCAGCUCUUGAAAUUGUAAUGGGAAUGGAUGAUCUGCAAGUUAGAUCUGCUGCUACAGAUAUAUUUUCUUAUCUAGUAGAAUUUAGUCCAUCCAUGGUCCGAGAAUUUGUAAUGCAAGAGGCCCAGCAGAGUGACGAUGAUAUCCUCCUCAUCAAUGUGGUCAUUGAGCAGAUGAUCUGUGAUACUGAUCCUGAACUUGGGGGAGCUGUUCAGCUAAUGGGGCUUUUGCGUACUCUGAUAGACCCAGAGAAUAUGUUGGCCACAGCUAAUAAAACAGAAAAAAGCGAAUUUCUCAAUUUCUUCUACAACCAUUGUAUGCAUGUUCUUACUGCACCGCUUCUGGCUAAUACAUCAGAAGAUAAAUGUGAAAAAGAUGCAGUAGUUGGGUCCACUAAGAGUAAUACAAUUUGUCCUGAUAAUUAUCAAACGGCACAACUACUUGCCUUAAUUUUGGAGCUGCUUACUUUUUGUGUGGAACACCACACAUAUCACAUCAAGAAUUACAUUAUGAACAAAGAUUUGCUAAGAAGAGUCCUGGUCUUGAUGAAUUCCAAACACACGUUUCUGGCCUUGUGUGCUCUUCGCUUUAUGAGGAGGAUAAUUGGCCUAAAAGAUGAAUUUUAUAACCGUUACAUCACCAAGGGAAACCUGUUUGAACCAGUUAUAAAUGCUCUGUUGGAUAAUGGAACUAGGUACAAUCUGCUCAACUCUGCUGUGAUUGAGCUGUUUGAAUUCAUCAGAGUGGAAGAUAUUAAGUCCCUUAUUGCACAUAUAGUUGAAAACUUUUAUAAUGCACUUGAAUCUAUCGAAUAUGUUCAGACAUUCAAGGGACUGAAGACAAAAUAUGAGCAAGAAAAAGACCGACAAAACCAGAAGCUGAACAGUGUUCCAUCUAUAUUGCGUAGCAAUAGAUUUCGCAGAGAUGCAAGAGCCUUAGAGGAGGACGAAGAAAUGUGGUUCAAUGAAGAUGAAGAGGAAGAAGGUGAAGCUGUUGUACCUCCGGUUGAGAAAUCAAAACAGGAGGAUGAUUUUCCAGAUAGCUAUGAAAAAUUUAUGGAAACUAAAAAAGCUAAGGAGAGUGAAGACAAAGAGAAUCUUCCAAAAAGGACUUCAGCUGGGGGAUUCAAAUUCACUUUUUCCCACUCAGCCAGCGCAGCCAAUGGUGCAAACGGCGCAAACAGUAAAUCCGUGGCAGCUCAGACGUCACCAGCAAGCUCCAACGGCUCCUCUUCAAAGAACGCAACCCUGACCACAGCGGUGACAGCCACGAAGGGAAGUCUAGUUGGCCUAGUGGAUUAUCCUGAUGAUGAAGAUGAUGAUGAAGAGGAGGAGACAUCUCCAAGGAAAAGACCUCGUCUGGGUUCAUAAAUGAAACUAAAACGUUGGAAUAAAAACUUUUAUUAUGGGGUUUCAAAUGCUGCAACUGUUUUAAGAGCUAAAAAGGAUCUGAUUCAGAAAGCUUUCUCCCAUGAGUAUAUAAGAUAAUACAAGGAGUAGCAAAAGAAACUCAGUUAUCAGCUAGAAAGGGUUAGUUCUGUAAACACAAAGCUUCCAAGGAACUGAAUAUCUUUCUAGUAAGUAAGGAGUCUGCCAUUCAGGCUGUCAAAAAAAUGAAAAAUUAAAAAAAAAAGUGGGUUAGUAUUCACAGAACCUGGAUGAUGGCUUCUCAGCAAGGAAAGUCUCAGGUGUUGGGAGGGCAGGGGGAGGGAAAGGUAUGGUAAACACUUUUUUAAAAAUAUUGCAGGGUUCCCCGGUGUUUAACAGAAGUAGAAAAAAAAAAUCAAGCUUAAAUUUUGAACCCAGUAAUCUUAAUUUUGUAAUGGUGCUGUCAGUUGUGUUCUUUUAGCAAUGCCUCUUUUAAAAAAAUUUUAAGGGAAAACUAACUCUCUUUGCAUAAGAACAAUCCAGAUUUUGGGACCAUUUCUUACCAAUUAAAUCGCAUUUCUCAUGGUUGGAGGGAGGGACACUGCAGUUAUAGUGCAUGUUGAGUUGUUUAAAACAGUUAAAAGUAAGUUUUAAUUUGUAUUUUUCAAGAGAAAAUGGAAGCUGGAUGCAAAAUGGAUGGGUUUGCUUGUUUUUUCGAUUAGACAUCCAGUCAUAUCUAUGCCAAGGAACGAUCGCUUCCAAAAUAGCUCCAGGAGCUGCUUGUGUCAAAGUGGUGCUGUACACAGCACACCGGAGUAGCUGUCAGCUUCACGUUGUGGAAGAUACCGAAUUUGAAUCACUUUCUGUGUUGUUAAAUGAGCUGUCUCUUCACAGAGCAGCAAGCCAUUUUCCUGUUUGCGAGUUUAAAUUGCGUAAUUGAGGUGGUAAUAAGAAACACUAACAGGUUUUUCAUAGCGACGAAUUUAGCGGCGUUUUAACACCAAAGUCACUUUGGACCAAGACGGAAUUAUUACUAACAGAACACUGGUCUUUGAGGCAGAAUCAACAAGCAGCACCUGAAUCUGGGUGUAAUACAAAACCUGCUUUUUUAACAAUAAAAGCACAUUCCAUGUAGGUAAGCAAACUGCGUCAAAAAUAGAUGAGUUGAUGGUGAUAAGAGGCAAACAGUCCAGGUUUUAUUUGCAAGAGCAGCAAGUGAACUGUAAAUAUUUUAAUGUUAGUUUGCCCAUAUGUGAUCUGAGAUCAUGAUGAAGUGAGAGGAAAUUGAUGUGUCAGAAAUGUUAAAAUACGAAACCAGCUGCAAUCCACCACAUAGAUCACUCUUGUAAUAUGUGUUAUGGGUCCAUUUCUCCUGGAAUAGUUUAAACUGAAGCAGUUUCUCUGUUUUGGAGAUUUUUGUAGUUAAUUUUAAUUUUAGCUAUUGUUUGGAAAAAGAUGGGCUGUCUGUGUAGAUAUGAAGUAUAGUUUUUUCCAUAAAACAGAAGUUUAUUUUGUAUUAAAAAUACCACUGUACUUGUUUUACACCAUUUGUAUACAUGUGGUGAUAUUAAUGCUGAACUGUAAAAUUCAGGAAUUAAAAUGUGACCCUGUAAUUCCAUAA
Messenger RNA from Harpia harpyja (harpy eagle), 4436 nucleotides. It is a transcript of the gene PPP4R3B, whose product is annotated as protein phosphatase 4 regulatory subunit 3B. Gene Ontology annotation, cellular component: protein phosphatase 4 complex; nucleoplasm. Bases 359 to 2818 code for a protein of 819 amino acids. The record is from RefSeq and is a predicted model, not a curated record. Gene Ontology annotation, biological process: DNA damage response; protein dephosphorylation. Gene Ontology annotation, molecular function: protein phosphatase activator activity. NCBI's taxonomy places the organism in Eukaryota, Metazoa, Chordata, Aves, Accipitriformes, Accipitridae. The transcript has 16 exons.